This is a messenger RNA of Syngnathus acus (greater pipefish), 2368 nucleotides long. RefSeq lists its product as uncharacterized. The coding region runs from base 818 to 1984 and encodes 388 amino acids. Gene Ontology annotation, molecular function: NAD+ binding. The record is from RefSeq and is a predicted model, not a curated record. Lineage: Eukaryota; Metazoa; Chordata; Actinopteri; Syngnathiformes; Syngnathidae. The transcript is spliced from 8 exons.
GCCUGUUCUCAGCAGGAGAGUCCACACAAAAGAUAACCUCAACGUCCCGCUGUUUUUAAUAGUUCUUCAGGAUGUGCUAAAAAAAUGUACGGUGGCGCUAUUGCUCUUAAAGGAAUCCAAUAUUUUCGUUCCUUUCUACAGUACAAUCAAAAGUAUAUCCGGGUGGCCUCUAGGGGGCGCUAAGGGGCCAUCAGAGAGAAUAAGCAGAAGGUCUUACCUCCGAGGCAGCCGUGUUUUAUGGCUUGUAGAUCCUUUUGUCUGCUUUCCCGCUGAUCACUCAUUCCUCUCUGAAGAGCUUUGGAAAAGAAGACCCCCACCACCACCCCUGCGCUCCCCUCUUUAUUGAAUCCCGCCUCUGUAUCAUUUAUCUCUGCAGUCCCUGCUCAGGGAGAAGAGGGGGGGGGGCAUCUUCUUUUUCUGUUCUCCAGCUGGGUUUGUUGACACAUUGGCAAUCUUGGUCCUUUUUUUGGGGUUGGGGGGGAGGCCGUGCUACAAUCAACUAACCCCUUUGCUUUUCCCUGAGCAGUAAAGCUGCCACAGCUGUGGACUGUUGCAUAGCUUCUCAGAAGUGAGGGCUGGCUAAAGGUGGGAAGGGGGGGGGGGGGGUCUGCUAAAUAUAUUGCAGCCAUUCACUUUUGUUCAACAGUUGACAGGUUUAAAGCAUUUCACAGCGCCGCUCGAGGGAGAGCGCAGAAGAGUUGAUUCCGUGUUAACGGCUUUCUAAAUAUGGCCUGAGAGGAAUGAGUGUGCUGAGGAAACCAAAGUUCAUCACACGUAAGAUGUUUGGACUUUCUGGGGAUUGAUUUAUGGUGCCAGGAUGAACACGUCCGAGCCCAACGAGGAUAAAAGUUCCCCGCGGCCUGCUGUCGUGAGAAUAACACGCAGCUCCAGAGGUGCUGAGUCUCGGGACUCUGGACUAGGCCAGUAUGGGAAACAGCGCAAGAAGCAGUCUGACUCAGCCCUGGCCCAAGACCUCUGUCAGAUGAGCGUAAGCGGGCAGGGAGGCCCGACUUCCAGUGAAGAAAAGAAACCUCCGAAUGUGACCAAAUCUGGUGGCGGUCUGACCUCCGUGGCCCGCCUCAUAAAGCUGGGUCGCUGUAAGAACGUAGUGGUGGUGACCGGAGCUGGAAUCAGCACCGCCAGCGGAAUUCCCGAUUUCAGAACUCCAGGGACGGGCCUUUACGCCAACUUGGAGGCAUACAACGUCCCCUACCCUGAAGCCAUUUUCAACGUGGACUACUUCUCCAACGACCCGCAGCCUUUCUUCUCCUUAGCCAAGGUGCUCUAUCCCGGCAGCCACAGACCCAAUUACAUCCACUACUUCAUCCGCAUGCUGCACCACAAAGGCCUGCUUCUCCGCUUGUACACGCAGAACAUCGACGGCCUGGAGAAACUGUGUGGUAUCCCAGAUGAGAAACUGGUAGAAGCUCAUGGCAGUUUUGCCACCGCUUCCUGUCACCUGUGCUACACAUCGUAUCCGGCAGAGGAAGCAAAGCGAGCCAUCAUGAACGGCGACAUCCCCACGUGCACGUUCUGCGCCGCCACGGUCAAGCCGGACGUGGUGUUCUUCGGCGAGGACCUUCCUCACAAGUACUUCCUCCACACCAAAGACUUCCCCAAAGCCGACCUGCUCGUCAUCAUGGGGACCUCGCUACAGAUCGAGCCAUUUGCCAGCUUGGUAAACACGGUGCGCUCCACGGUGCCGCGCCUCCUCCUCAAUCGUCACGCCGUGGGCCCGUUCCUGAGGGUCCCAAUGCGCAGAGGGGACCACAUGGAACUGGGUGACCUGGAGAACACGGUGCGGAGGUUUGCCGAAAUGUUGGGCUGGAACGACGACAUGGUGGAGCUGAUGAAGAGUCACGAACAAGAGCAGCGCGUCCAAACAUUGGUCAGUGGCAGAAGCGAAACCGCUGGCAGCGACUGCGAGGAGUCGGACUCCGAAACGGACAGCAAGUGCUCGGCCUCCUCCUGCCCGAGAAACUGAGGGCGGGAAGCUUGGACACAAACAUACGGUUAUUCUUGACGGACGCUCUGUUUGCAAUAUACGUCGGAUGUACAAAUCACAAAAUGUGACCAAAAUCCAGUCAACAUUUUAACACAGUAUAAAGACUAUUUUAAGCAAUAUUUAAUAAAGCCUGUUGAGCAAUAAGCCCAAACUGACAACUUGUAUUUUUUUUAUUUUUUAUUAUUAAACCUGGUUUUGUUUCAGUGAACUUUUACUAGAUAAAUAAAUAAAGUGAGGUUUACAUCAUGUAAAAGUGUGCAAAAAGAACACAUUCUCCUCAGGAAAAGAAAAAAGAAAAAGAACAUACCAAAUUGAGGUGUUUGACAAUCAAUAUAAAUUGAAAACAUGUAUGGGGGUGGUUCA